Salpingoeca rosetta is the source of this 1158-nucleotide messenger RNA. Its product is annotated as threonine aldolase. Gene Ontology annotation, biological process: glycine biosynthetic process; L-threonine catabolic process. Gene Ontology annotation, cellular component: cytosol. NCBI's taxonomy places the organism in Eukaryota, Choanoflagellata, Craspedida, Salpingoecidae. The record is from RefSeq and is a predicted model, not a curated record. Bases 1 to 1158 code for a protein of 385 amino acids. Gene Ontology annotation, molecular function: L-allo-threonine aldolase activity. The transcript has 2 exons.
AUGAUGACGACCUCGCUCUCCACCACGACGAUGCGGCUGGUGCGCUGCGGUGUUGCUGCAGUGCAGGUUGGGCGCAGGGCGCUCUCACAGCAGCAGCAUCAUCACCAUGCCGUCAUUGACCUUCGAUCAGACACCGUCACCGUUCCUUCGCAGCGCAUGCGCGAGGCAAUGGUGACUGCGGUGGUGGGGGAUGACGUGUAUGGGGAGGAUCCGACAGUGAACGAGCUUGAGCGGUACGCAGCGGAGCUGCUGGGCAAGGAGCAGGCGCUGUUUGUCCCAACAGGGUGCAUGGGCAACGCCAUCUCCAUUGCAGCCCACUGCCAGCGCGGCGACGAGCUCAUCUGCGGGGAUCGCAGCCACAUCUUCAACUACGAGGGCGGUAACGCGUCCACGCUGUUUGGUGUCGCCAUGCACCCGAUCCGCAACAGGCCAGAUGGCACCUUUGAUCUUGAAGACGCGCACGCGGCCCUGCGGCCGGACGACCCGCACUUCACACACUCGCGCCUCGUCUGCGUGGAGAACACACACAACAUGUGCGGCGGCAAAGUGGCUCCGCUCAGCUUCAUCAACGACGUGCGCGCGUUCUGCGACAAACACGGGCUCAAGCUGCACAUGGACGGCGCCCGCGUUGGCAAUGCAGCAGCCGCCCUCGAAGUGCCCGUAUCCGAGAUUGUCGCUCCCGUGGACACGGUGUCGCUGUGCCUGAGCAAAGGCCUGGGCGCACCUGUUGGCUCCAUCGUUGCCGGCCCCGCAGACUUUAUGUACCACGCGCGACGCACGCGCAAGCUGUUGGGCGGAGGCAUGCGACAGGCCGGCAUCAUUGCCGCCGCGGGCAUGAUGGCGCUCAAGGAGAACCUGCACCGCAUGCACGUUGAUCACGCCCACGCAAAGGAGCUUGCACGUAACUUGUCAACCAUGAACGGGAUUGACAUCUCGCUUGACGAUGUUCACUCCAACAUCAUCGUGUUUGCCCUCGACUCUCCGCUCAAGUGCGCAGACUAUGUGGCGGCGCUGAAAGAGCGUGGUGUACUGGUUGGUCUCGGGUACGAUCCGCGUGUCAUCCGGGCAGUGACGCAUCUCAACGUCUCCAGCGAGGACAUUGAGGACGCAAGCGAACGCUUCAAAGUCGCUCUUGACGACAUUCGCGCAAAGCUCUGA